CUCGAUCCACCACCCGUUCGCAGGAGCCCGCUGCUCUCCCUCUGGAGGUAUAGCGGACUCGAUCUUUGAACAGUAAAGAUCUCAAUUGCUCUGAACCCAUACUGCACUCCACCAACUUCCCACGAAAAGCCAUAAUCGUCAAAAUGGCUCCUCACGCGGAAGUCGGCUUGGGCUCCUCGAACGGGGCGGCUUACACCAACGGCCAAGGCUCCUCGGCUCCCCAGGACCUUUUCACCGUCAACUCCCCCAACGUCACCUACACCGAUGCGGAAAUCCAAUCCAAGUACACCUACCGCACCACCAAGGUUGAGACUACUUCCGAUGGUAAGUAUGUUGCUACUCCCCAGGAGACCCUCUACGACUUCAAGGUCGACCGCAAGGUCCCCAAGGUCGGUAUGAUGUUGGUCGGCUGGGGUGGUAACAACGGUACCACUGUCACCGCCGGUAUUCUCGCCAACCGCCGUCAGCUCGCCUGGGAGACAAAGGAAGGUCCCCAGGAGGCCAACUACUACGGCUCCGUUGUUAUGGGCUCGACCCUCAAGCUCGGUACUGAUGCCAAGACUAACCGGGAGGUCAACAUCCCCUUCCACAACAUCUUGCCCAUGGUCCACCCCAAUGACCUCGUCAUUGGCGGCUGGGACAUUAGCAAGAUGAACCUGUCCCAGGCCAUGGACCGCGCUCAGGUCCUCGAGCCGGCUCUCAAGGCCCAGGUCAAGAAGGAGAUGGCCGAGAUGGUUCCCCUGCCCUCGGUCUACUACCCCGACUUCAUUGCUGCCAACCAGGAGGAUCGCGCCGACAACGUCCUCGAGGGCUCCAAGGCCUCGAUGGCUCACGUUGAGAAGCUUCGCCAGGACAUCCGCGACUUCAAGGCCAAGAACAACCUCGACAAGAUCAUCGUCAUGUGGACUGCCAACACUGAGCGAUACGCCGACCUGAUUGAGGGCGUCAACGACACCGCCGACAACCUUCUCAAGUCCAUUGAGCAGGGCCACGAGGAGGUAGCUCCCUCUACCGUCUUCGCCGUCGCCUGUAUCCUCGAGAAGACCCCCUUCAUCAACGGCUCUCCCCAGAACACCUUUGUUCCUGGUGCCAUUGAGCUGGCCGAGCGCCACAACGCCUUCAUCGGCGGUGACGACUUCAAGUCCGGCCAGACCAAGAUGAAGUCUGCUCUCGUUGACUUCCUCAUCAACGCCGGUAUCAAGUUGACUUCCAUUGCCAGCUACAACCAUCUUGGCAACAACGACGGCAAGAACCUGAGCUCCCAGAAGCAGUUCCGCUCCAAGGAGAUCUCCAAGUCUAACGUCGUUGACGACAUGGUCGAGGCCAACCACGUCCUCUACAAGAAGGGCGAGCACCCUGAUCACUGCGUCGUCAUCAAGUACAUGCCUUCUGUCGCUGACAACAAGCGUGCUCUCGAUGAGUACUACGCCGAGAUUUUCCUCGGUGGCCACCAGACCAUCUCCAUGUUCAACAUCUGCGAGGACUCUCUCCUGGCCUCGCCUUUGAUCAUUGAUCUGGUUGUCAUCGCCGAGAUGAUGUCUCGUAUCCAGUGGAAGUCCGCUUCUACCGAUGGUGCUGCCACCACCGAGUACAAGAACUUCCACAGUGUCCUGAGUGUCCUGAGCUACAUGCUCAAGGCUCCCUUGACCCCUCCCGGCACUCCUGUCGUUAACGCUCUCGCCAAGCAACGUGCCGCUCUGACCAACAUCUUCCGCGCCUGUGUUGGUCUGCAGCCCGAGUCUGAUAUGACUCUGGAGCACAAGCUAUUCUAAGCACAAGACGCUCUGUUUAGUUGGCAAUAUGCCGUAAAAUGCGAUUGCGUUAAACAAAGGAGGAGGAGGACUUUACGACAUCAUUUACCAGCUGAG
Molecule: messenger RNA, 1868 nt
Organism: Ilyonectria robusta
Lineage: Eukaryota; Fungi; Ascomycota; Sordariomycetes; Hypocreales; Nectriaceae
Exons: 3
Coding region: 144-1772 (542 amino acids)
Biological process (GO): phospholipid biosynthetic process; inositol biosynthetic process
Cellular component (GO): cytoplasm
Molecular function (GO): inositol-3-phosphate synthase activity
Source: RefSeq, a predicted model, not a curated record